GUUCGGCGCAUGCGCAGUGUGGAUGCAGCGCGAAGAGUUUCAUCUCGUAAUUAAUAAAUCUGUUAAUGAAUGUUUUAUGUGUUUAUGAAUCUGCAUCAUGGCAGGAAUCAAAGCUCUCAUCAGUCUGUCGUUUGGAGGAGCGAUCGGGCUGAUGUUCCUGAUGCUCGGCUGCGCUCUGCCCGUCUAUAAUGAGUACUGGCCGCUCUUCCUCCUCUUCUUCUACAUCCUGUCGCCCAUCCCGUACUGCAUCUCUCGACGCGUGGUGGACGACACGGAUUCUGCUAGUAAUGCCUGUAAAGAGCUCGCCAUAUUCCUCACCACGGGAAUCGUUGUGUCUGCGUUCGGGCUGCCCAUCAUAUUCGCCCGCGCUAGUGUGAUCGCGUGGGGAGCCUGCGCGCUCGUUCUGGCGGGAAACGUCGUGAUCUUCACCACCAUCAUGGGCUUCUUCCUGGUGUUUGGGUCAAACGACGACUUCAGUUGGCAGCAGUGGUGAAGCCCGCGCCGCGUCACUGUAAUACUGUUACUGCAGUUUCUGUUACUCUGACAUUAUUAUAUUCUUAUUUAUAAUUGCAGGAAAUCAGUGCAAUAAUUGUGUUUGUGACCUCAUAGACGUUUGUUUUGUGUCCUUUCCCAUGUCACGCAUUAUGGUCCAGGUGGUCGAGCGGAAACACUGGCGACAGACGUGUUCGUCUGAGCAUUUAAUUUGUUGCUUGAGGCGUUUGAACAAAUGUACAGCUUAAAACUGACUAAGAGAAGAUCUGAAGUGUGUUCACAAUGUAUUUAUCUCAUUUGUUCUCGUGAUAUAUUCUUGUUUUCUGUUGCAGCUUCUCACUAAUUCCAUAUUAAACGUGACAUUUCAGAAGUUCAGAACUGAUCGAUUUCAUGAAGGAGACCCCUACGGGAACAGACCAGCUCAUGUUCAUCAUCAUUAAACCGGUCUAGAUCAGCUGGACUCAGUUCUAGACUCUUGUAAGCAUGUAGAGAUCUGAGGUCUGUUUCUGGUCUUGUGAUCGAUGCAUCGGUGCACGUUAUUGAGAAAACGAAAUCUCUUUAAUCUCUGGCAAAGAUCCUUUUCAGCCAAUGUUUCCACCAGCUGUCAUAGAGACACAGUCCAGCCUUACAGUUAAUCUCAUUGAAUAUUUCGUGUUCUGAAGGGUUUAUGUGUUGAUGAGAUGCUUGUGUGCUGAAGCUGAUGUAACAUUGUGACUUUUCUCUCUUCUUCUAUCUUCUUUUUUUAAUAAAUGCCAUUUUGGGGGAAAAAGAAAUCUCAUCUGCUGGAGUUUUGUCUGUUUUCUUUGAAAUCAUCAUAACAGCUGUGAGGCACUUACAAUGGAAGUGAAUGGGGACACUUUUCGGAGAGGGGUAUAGCUGCAGGCGUUGCUCCAAACCGCCAUUGAAGAUAUAGUGAGCCCGUAACCUGAACCAUGAGUGGAAGUGACGCCCCCUUUUGGAGUAACCACGCCCCCUUUUGGAAGAUUCCACCCCCAUGUGGAGGUUUCCGGCCUGCAGUUAUACCUACUUGAAUGUUUGGAGGUUUAAAUGCAGAAAUUUGAAGCUUAGAAUUUCAUAAAAGCACUUGCAUUAAUAUUUCUGUUAAAACACAUGUAUAUUUCAGCUGUAAAAUUGUUACAACAUUGUAGGGUUUGCUUACAUCACGUCGUCAUGGCAACACUGUAGUAUAAUUGUCUAUGUCUUCACACAGCGCUUCAAUAGCGGUCUGAACACACGGUCCGUCCUCAUGGUGGUGUAGUGUCUCUCCUUGCAUCUGAGACCGCCAAUCCGCGCAUCUUAUCACGAGACUUGUUGAGCGUGUUACCGUGGAGACGUAGCGCAUGUGGAGGCUUCAUGCUAUUCUCCGCGACAUCCACGCUCAACUCGCCACACGCCCCACCGAGAGCGAGAACCACAUUAUACCAACCACGAGGAGGUUACCCCAUGUGACUCUCCCCUCCCUAGCAACCAGCCCAAUGUGGUCGCUAAGGAGACCUGGCUGGAGUCACUCAGCGCACAUAUUUUUGCUCGCUCUACAAUCUUUGGGUGGAGGGGGCCCUUGGAGAUCAUUGGCCAUAAGUCAUAAUCCGUCCCUGCACAUAAGAGACACAAUCUGUAUGAUUAAGUGUAAUAAUGAUGCAUCUGACGGCCUCGGGCUGGGGUUUACUCUCAGUAUGUGUGGCAUGAUGAGGAGAGUCAGUGUCUGCUUCAACACGCAUGUGUUACACCCCAAAACACUCAUUUACAUACAGAUGUGACAUGAUCUCAGAUUUACAGAUGUUCAUUUGAGAAAUUAACUCUUAGUUUGCAUACCUGUGUGUGUGUGUGUGAGAGAUAGAUGUGUGUUUGUGUGUGUGUGUGAGAGAGUAUGUGUAUGUGUGUGUUUGUGAGAGAGAGAUCGAUAUGUGUGUGUGUGAGGGAGAUAGAUAUGUGUGUGUGUCAGAGAGAAAGAUAUGUGAGUGUGUGUGAGAGAUAGAUAUGUGAGUGUGUGUUUGUGUGUGUGUGUGAGAGAGAGAUAUGUCUGUGUGUGUGUGAGAGAGAGAGAUAUGUCUGUGUGUGUGUGUGAGAGAGAGAUAUGUCUGUGUGUGUGUGUGUGAGAGAGAGAGAGAUAUGUCUGUGUGUGUGUGUGUGUGUGUGAGAGAGAGAGAUAUGUCUAUGUAUGUGUGUGUGUGUGAGAGAGAGAUAUGUCUGUGUGUGUGUGUGUGAGAGAGAGAUAUGUCUGUGUGUUUGUGUGUGAGAGAGAGAUAUGUCUGUGU
Molecule: messenger RNA, 2747 nt
Organism: Xyrauchen texanus (razorback sucker)
Lineage: Eukaryota; Metazoa; Chordata; Actinopteri; Cypriniformes; Catostomidae
Product: leptin receptor overlapping transcript-like 1
Exons: 4
Coding region: 98-493 (131 amino acids)
Biological process (GO): negative regulation of growth hormone receptor signaling pathway; late endosome to vacuole transport via multivesicular body sorting pathway
Cellular component (GO): endosome
Source: RefSeq, a predicted model, not a curated record